Messenger RNA from Annulohypoxylon truncatum, 1536 nucleotides. RefSeq names its product cytochrome P450. Gene Ontology annotation, molecular function: oxidoreductase activity, acting on paired donors, with incorporation or reduction of molecular oxygen; heme binding; iron ion binding. Lineage: Eukaryota; Fungi; Ascomycota; Sordariomycetes; Xylariales; Hypoxylaceae. The record is from RefSeq and is a predicted model, not a curated record. The coding region runs from base 1 to 1536 and encodes 511 amino acids. The transcript is spliced from 3 exons.
AUGUUCUCUGAUUCUGCUGGCUCGACCGUCCUCCUGAUCUUCAUCGGCGCUGUCACCCUAACCUACUUCCUCGCUCGCAAGAUGUGGGGCCAUGACCCUCGCGAGCCGCCGCUGGCUCCCCAAUCGAUCCCUAUCAUCGGCCACAUGAUCGGAUUAUCGCGGAGCAAGUUCAACUACUACGUCGAUCUUAGUGAGCAGACAGGUUCCCCGAUCUUUACCAUGUCUCUCCCUGGCCAGAAGAUGUAUGUAGUGACGGAUCCCGAGCUCGUCCAGACUGUGCAAAAGCAACAUAAGAUCCUUGCAUUCCCGCCUAUCGAGGCCAAGUUUGCGUCUCAGGUCUGCGGAGCUAGCCUCGAGGCUCAGGCUAUCCUGAACAAAAACGUCAACGGCGACGAGGGCAAUUUUGGCCUUUCCAUGGAGUCUUAUGAUGCGAUGCGGGCGGGGCUCAAGCCUGGCUCGCAGCUCGACGAUAUGAAUCGCCUUAUGAUCCAGGAAAUCGCAAAGUCGCUCGAUUCGCUGCAGCCACGCAAGGGAGAGUCCCGGAGGAUCGGGAUGUACAGCUGGCUCAGAGAUGCCAUCACGACGGCUACCACGAGGUCUGUGUAUGGCCCUAUGAACCCGUACGACGAUAAGUCCAUCGCGGACGCCUUCUGGAAUUCGAAGGCGCCGAUUGCGGCGCGUGCCAAGGUCGCCAAAGCCUUUGAAGCAUAUUACAAAGCCGGAGGUGUAAAAAAGGCAUCAGCUCUCGCCCAGAAUCGCUAUCAAGCAGAAAUAAACAACAACGUUCCGCUGGAAGACAUCGCUCGCUACGAGGUUGGAGGAUCGAUCGCCGUCUUGGUAAACACGGCGCCUGCGGCGUUUUGGACCCUUCUCUUGCUUCACUCCCACCCGGGCGUUCUCGACGAUAUUCGGAAAGAGAUCGACGCUUGCAUCGAAACAACCACCGAAAACAGUACUACCAUCAAGGCUAUCGAUAUCACUACUCUUAAGGAGAGUUGCUCCCUUCUGCUCUCCUCAUAUCAGGAAGUUCUCCGCUAUUGUUCGAUGGGGACUUCUGUCCGCGAAGUGAUGGAAGAUACGUACCUCGGCCCGUGGUUGCUGAAGAAAGGCGCCAUGCUACAGAUGCCGAGUCGCAUAAUUCAUCAGGAUGCCAAUAUUUGGGGUGCCAAUGUCAAAGACUUCAAUCCUCGCAGGUUCCUCCCCGAAGAGAAGCAAAACCGGCCUCGUGACACCUGCUUCCGAGCGUUCGGUGGCGGCAAGACCCUUUGUCCCGGGCGGCACUUUGCAACUAACGAGAUCCUAGCGGUCGUCGCCGUUUUUAUCGCAAGAUUAGAUAUGAAACCCGUAGAAGGCGACUGGAAGCUUCCGACUACCGCAAACACCAACGUUGCUGCGGUUGUCAUGGAGCCGGAUGACGAUAUUGAGGUUGAGAUAAGAACACGGCCGGGAUUCGAGGACGUCCAAUGGGCCAUCAACCUUAACAAGUCGGAAAAGAUAUUCGCUAUGGUCACAGAGGACAGCGUCGAAACAGAGUAA